CUAAGGACCAGAACCAUUUUCACUGCCCAUUGUUGCCCUUCAAAUACGAUGUAGAACCUUCAAAACUAAAACAUGCGAGAUCUAGUUUCGAACCUAGAACCUUCGUCCUCUUAUGUCAUCGUCGCUGCUAGAGUCUACCUAAGCCAUGCUGAAACCGUUGCUGCAACCUAUUCAGGUCCUCCGUCAAAGAAGAUGCAAGAGAAAGCUCGACAUCCUCUUCUUCUAGUCUUCCAUCUAAAAAAAAAACAUGAAGCUGGUUGGUUCUUGUCUAUGCUGCCGAAAGCUUUUGAAAUCCUAGAUUUUGUUUCUGUACUUUUACGGUAGUAAAUUAAUUUUACUCCGAUACCCCUCUCAACCACACGAUCAAUCUAAUGGAUACUGUGGAGUCAUUUCCUAGACACCGUACGUAAGCUGCUGCAUAUGAUCCGAAUCCGAGCUAGACAACCCAUUGCUUAACUGUGUUGACUGUUGACUGCCCUUUAUGUAUGCACGCACUGGUUAACUGAGUACGAGAGUUGAGAGGGAAAGCCGUUGGCUUGCUGCGCACUACGUCGAAGCUUCACUGAUCGAUUAAAGUGUAUAAAACCCUAACUCAGACGCACGCCAAGGAACAAAUGUAUCUCUGUAGUUCUUGCCCAGCUUUCCUUCACACAACUCCAAAGCCAAAGAUAUUUAGCUCGUCCGGUUCUUGUCCAAGACAUUUGAGCAUCUGCGCUGAGUCUACGGCGGGGAAUCUGCCCACCACUUACGUGCCAGCUGCUCCCAUUUUUCUUCCUGAAGGACCUUGGAAGCAGAUCCCAGGAGGAGUUACUGCUGCAGAGGGAUUUAAAGCAGCAGGCCUUUAUGGAGGGUUGCGUGCCAAAGGAGAAAAACCUGAUCUUGCACUUGUAACAUGUGAUGUUGAUGCCAUAUCUGCAGGCUCAUUUACAACAAAUGUGGUCGCUGCUGCACCAGUGUUAUACUGUAAAAAGACACUAGACAUUUCCAAAACAGCACGUGCUGUGCUAAUUAACGCAGGUCAAGCGAAUGCAGCAACAGGAGAUGCAGGUUACCAGGAUGUGAUAGAAUGUGUAAAAAACCUUGCAGAGCUACUGAAAAUGAAGCCUGAAGAUGUGCUUGUUGAAUCAACCGGGGUCAUCGGUCACAGAAUAAAGAAGGGCGCACUUUUAAAUUCACUUCCCAAACUCGUAAAUUCACUCUCACCUUCAGUUGAGGGGGCAGACUCUGCAGCAGUGGCAAUCACCACAACCGAUCUUGUUAGCAAGAGUGUGGCAAUUGACUGUCUGGUUGGAGGGAUCAAGGUUAAAGUAGGGGGGAUGGCAAAAGGUUCUGGAAUGAUCCAUCCAAAUAUGGCUACUAUGCUUGGGGUAAUCACAACUGAUGCCAACGUUGCCAGUGAUGUUUGGAGAAAAAUGGUGCAGGUGGCUGUGAACCGAAGUUUCAACCAGAUUACUGUAGAUGGAGAUACUAGCACAAAUGAUACUGUCAUUGCCCUCGCUAGUGGAUCGUCUGGGUUAAGCUGCAUAUCUUCUUUAUAUAGUGAUGAAGCUUCUCAACUUCAGGCAUGCCUUGAUGCUGUAAUGCAAGGUCUUGCCAAAUCAAUUGCUUGGGAUGGAGAGGGAGCAACAUGUCUCAUUGAGGUCCAUGUAACUGGUGCAAACAGUGAGGCUGAGGCUGCAAAAAUUGCACGUUCAGUGGCCUCUUCUUCACUCGUGAAGGCUGCUGUAUACGGCAGAGAUCCCAAUUGGGGACGCAUUGCUGCUGCAGCUGGCUACUCAGGAGUUUAUUUCCACCAAAACUCACUUAGGGUACAGCUGGGCGAUAUUUUACUGAUGGAUGCUGGCGAACCUCAAUUAUUUGAUCAGGUUGCUGCUUGUAAUUAUCUGAGAAAGGCUGGAGAUACGCAUGGUACGGUUGAAAUUCAGAUAUCAGUUGGUAAUGGCCCUGGUCGUGGACAAGCAUGGGGCUGCGAUUUAAGCUACGAUUAUAUUAAAAUCAAUGCUGAGUACACAACAUAGUCCAAUGUGAAGGUCUUCGUAACGAGGACAUGCUCCCUGCCACUUCGAGGACCCUAGCGCUGAAAGAUCCAAUCCUGCACUGUUUAAGGUUUUCCUUUUAAUGCAGGGCUAUGGCCUUUGUUUGCCAAAAAAAAUAAAGACUAGCAGCUAAUGGUCACCAAUGCAACCGCAUUAUUUAACGGGGCAUGAACGUGUCAGACCUUGAGAUGUUCAAUUAGUGGAAAUUGAUUAGUGUCAGAAACAUACAUUGGAAAUCUGCUGGCCCUGGCUGCGCUGCUUAUUGGAUUAUAUUUCUGUGAUAA
Prosopis cineraria is the source of this 2320-nucleotide messenger RNA. RefSeq names its product arginine biosynthesis bifunctional protein ArgJ, chloroplastic. The transcript has 18 exons. The coding region runs from base 615 to 2018 and encodes 467 amino acids. Gene Ontology annotation, molecular function: L-glutamate N-acetyltransferase activity, acting on acetyl-L-ornithine as donor; L-glutamate N-acetyltransferase activity, acting on acetyl-CoA as donor. The record is from RefSeq and is a predicted model, not a curated record. NCBI's taxonomy places the organism in Eukaryota, Viridiplantae, Streptophyta, Magnoliopsida, Fabales, Fabaceae. Gene Ontology annotation, biological process: L-ornithine biosynthetic process; L-arginine biosynthetic process.